UACAGUGGAGCGGUGCCUUCACGAGGCAGGACGAGACGAAAAGAGCGAACGUGGAGGAGAGAGUAAGAGCAAGAGAGAGAGAGAGAGAGAGAGAGCAGAAACGUGCGUAAAGCAGAGUGAGCGAGGGAGGAGAGGGGAGAAAGGAAGAGAGAAUUUGCUGAAAGGAAGCAUUUUUGUUGGAUGGGAGAAAAACAACCAUGGAAACUCCAUCAGAAGAAAACCAAGACCAGAGGCAGGACAAAAGAGGUUGCUUUGAGUGCUGCAUCAAAUGUUUAGGCGGGGUGCCGUAUGCGUCGCUGGUGGCAACAAUCCUCUGCUUCUCUGGCGUUGCCCUGUUCUGUGGAUGUGGCCAUGUGGCUCUUACUGGCACAGUGACCAUCUUGGAAACACACUUCUCCAAGGUCACCAGUGAUCACGCCAUGCUGACUGAUGUAAUACAGCUGAUGCAGUAUGUCAUCUAUGGCAUUGCUUCAUUUUUCUUCCUGUAUGGGAUCAUUCUGCUGGCUGAGGGCUUCUACACAACCAGUGCCGUAAAGGAACUGCACAGUGAGUUCAAGACUACCAUCUGUGGACGCUGCAUCAGUGGAAUGUUUGUGUUCCUCACAUACAUUCUGGGUGUGGCCUGGCUCGGUGUGUUUGGCUUUUCGGCCGUGCCAGUCUUCCUCUUCUACAACAUGUGGUCUACCUGUGCGGCCAUGAGGUCUCCCAUAGCCAACCUCACCAACAUUGACUCCAUCUGUGUGGAUGUUCGUCAGUACGGAAUUAUUCCAUGGAAUGCCACACCAGGCAAGGCCUGUGGAUCUACGCUAGGUGAAAUUUGCAACACCAGCGAGUUCUACCUGUCUUAUCACCUGUACAUCGUAGCGUGUGCCGGGGCAGGAGCCACUGUGAUCGCUCUGCUGAUCUACAUGAUGGCUACCACUUAUAACUUUGCUGUUUUGAAGUUUAAGAGUCGAGAAGACUGCUGCACUAAGUUUUAAACUGUUUUAGGAGCACGGUACAGCAUUUGAGGCUGUACUGAUUAGAGACAGUUGCCACUGACAACAAAUAAACUAAAAAAAAAAACCUGAGAAUAGAAAAAUCAACAUCUCUCCAUUAGUAAUCAUAUGAAGUGUAAAUAGCUGACUGUAUGCUUCCUUUAGCAUUUGGUAUCCGGGGAUAUUUUUUGUCCGAGGAGACCUGAUGAAAGUUGUCUUCAGAUUGGGGUGGUGUUUAGUUGGCUGGUUUGUUCUGCUUUCCUUGGCACUCACUUUUAGAAAUGUGUCACCAUUAGAUUAUAUUGAAAUGCACACAGCUAGAAAUCCACAACAGUGUUAUUUAUAUUCGUAAUGCGUAAAGCUGAUUUUGACCUGCAUAAAAGUAGUAUUUCAAAUUAUUUUUUAAGACUUACAGUAUUUAGCUUGCAGUACGUCACUUUCUUGCAUAACAGGACGAGCAUCAGUUGACUGCAGUCAGAGCUGUAAUGCGAAUUUGUGCACAAACUCCUGAGGCACUUGUGGAACAUUAAUGUAAGAUUGUUGCGCAGGUUGUAACACACACUUUUAAAAAUGAUCUAAGUUGGAAAUGAGACCAUCAAGACAUACACUGCACCACGCCCACAUAGAUGUGCAGUAUAAAGCUCUGAAAUUAGUCCAUGAGGAUAUCUGAUGACAAAUACUAAAGGUGUUCUCAGGCUUUGUUUUUGAUUGCCAGAUUAGCAGUUUUGGCGAGGAUGAAUUCUAGUGCUACAUCUGUAAAAGGAUGAGCUACAGAGGCAAAGUGCCUUGUAUUGCCUUAUUUUUCUUUGGUUUAUCUUUCCUUAGCCUUCAAAUUUUGGUGCCGACCCAUGAAACCAUGAAGUGUUACAUGGAAAAUAUUCAGUAUUAUUUCUUUUGUCACAAGUUAGAUAGAUUUAGAUUCUAAACUGAACUAAAAACCUUUCAUCAACUGUAUUAUGCUGAUGAGUAUUAUGGUGACCAGUGUUUUUUGUAGAUUUCAAAUUAACUGCACAUACCUACGUAGAACAGCACACUAUGAAGGGUUAGGCCAGUACCAGGGGUAUACUUCUGCAUGAGGCCCUAAGCCUCACUUUAAUUUCAUGUAUUUUAUAAAUAAAAAAAGAAAUUUCUCCUAUUUUAGAGUAGAGUAAAUGUAUUUUUUUCUAUGAGGGCUGAUGCUGGUAUAGCCUCAGCUAUGAAGUUGAUGUUUUGUUUCCUACAUUUUUCCUUUUAUUCCUUCUCAAAGUGCCAUUAAAGAGCCAUUUGUUUUUAUCUUAACACUGAGCCUGCAUGCUUACAUUUUUUUCAGAUUCUUUGAUCUGUUUAUAGUUACUUAUACUCCAUAUAUCAUAUAUUUAAUUUUCUCUUAUGUUUUUGAAGACUGUAGCUUUUACUUUCUAUAUAAAAUAAACAAUCUUUGUUUACAAAAGUAUCCCUACUUGGUCUAUUUCUUAUCAAUCGUACAGCAGUAUAAUACUGAACUGCAUAUGGAUCAGGGUCAGAUUCACAAAAACUCAUGCUUUGCACUAACCUCAAGCUUUUACUGCUGCAUAAAACUCACAUGCACAACCUGCGGCACUCUUUCUCUUCUCUUUCUCACGUCUAAAAGGUGUUCUGUAGUAUUGUGCGUAGCAAAAUAGUAACAUAACUCCAGUAUUAGUAAUGAUUGUAACAGUUAUGUUACAACAAUUGUCUUUCUGAGUAAUGUCGCCCUUGUUCGUUAAGUCUUUUUAAAAGCGUAACUUUAUCUGUUUGUCUGUGAUGUGUAGCUCGGACUCCUGUAGCUUGCUUUGCAUCUUUGACAUGCUCACCGGCCAUCCACCUCACCCUUCUCUUCCAGAUCCACUUCCUCAUGAUUCUCUCAGCAAACUGGGCCUACCUUAAGGAUGCCAGUCAAAUGCAUGCCUACCAAGACAUCAAAAUGAAGGAAGAGCGGGAGCUGCAGGACAUCACCUCACGCUCAAAGGAAUGCCUCAAUUCCUACACAUAAGGAUAUUACACACUCACAAUCCACACACACAUGUAAAGACACAUAGACACUGCGGCCAACCACUGUGGCCCCUUUGGACCAAGACAACGCUCCACUAAAAUAACCUGCCAACUGCCGUGACACUGUGCAGUACUAACCAGGCUCCUAACAAACUAAUGCAUCAGUGUUGCUUUCUGCACUAACUCACCAAGAAGUAUUUUGAAACUGCUACUUAAAAUUUCAUUUCUAUUUUUAUGAAGGAAAAAAAGGCAAUUUUGAAUUCUGAUAUUCAUGUAGUGUUUGAUUUUCUCUAGCCCUUUUUAUAGCCAGUUUUUUGCUGGCGAUGCUUGAGACAUUGCACUAUUCUUAUACAACGCAUAACGAUGCCUUGUUUGUUUUACGGUCUUGCUCUGUCUUUCUUUUGAGCUGUAGUGGCCAGUUUUCAACAAGGCGAUACAAUAUUUGGUUUGCUUUUUUUCCAAUCAAAAAUGCAGACUAAUUAUACACAACAUGAAAGGCCUUACAUUCAGAGUUAGCAUGACAUUUCUAGAUAGCAUGUCAGAAUCCAAUUAUAAUGACACAAGAUAAUAAUAUUGACACAAGACUGGCAUGUCACAAGGCAUGUUUUUUCUUUGAUUUCACAGCAAUGAAAUAGGUCAAAUCUAUAAUGUGGACCCAGUAGUUCUGUUAUAUUCGGUGGUAUUUAACUGCAUCUUAAUCCCAGUGUUAAUCAUUUGGUUCUAGAUUUCAUUGUACAGCUACUUAAAAAGUCACGCAGAACAUUCAUGGCCUAUAAUAACACUACCUCAGGUGUGCACUAGAGCCUAUGGAACAAUUUAUUAGAAGAAACACUUCUCCUUUGCAAAACUAUGGUUUGAAGAUCCUAUUAUAAUCACACACACCAGGAGCUCCUCUACAUGACAUUAUCAUAGGGUUUAAUCUUUAUGGACAAUGCCAUAAGAAUAACUAGCUUGCUAAAUGUGAACUGUUGCCAAUAAUUAGACAAAGGGAUAGUCAGUGUAUUCAAUAUCUUUAAAAGUUUGGUCCGCGUGCAUUCAUUUAUGCAAAUGACAAAAGACAGAGAGCGCUCUCUGAUCCAUCAUAAAUGUUUUUUUAGCUCAUUGUCUAUUGUAAUAUCUCAUAUAUUGUAAAAAUAUGAUCAAAAAUUACUUGAUUUUGAAAAACCUUAUGAACAAGUGUAAGUAUGUCCCAUGUGCAUUGGUACUAUGGAAAAAUCUACAGAACUUAAGGUGUGAAAAAUGUAGACUUGAUAAAAGUCAGGAUUUUUAGCUUAUUUUUCAAGAUAAAACCACUUCAUUUGUGUUCUUAAUUUUCUAUUAUUGCACCAGUUUUUGAUGUGCAAUUGUCAUAAUGCUGACAUAAUUACUCAUGUAAUCUUUUAUUUCUAUUAGUUUAGUUACAGAGAUAAGUUUCUUUGUUGCAUGAAGACAACUGUUUCUGCAGUGACACGUGAUGUACAGUCAUGUAUACUGACAUCAGUAGUAGGCAGUGUUUGCCUGUCUCCUUUUUUUCUAAUUAAAUACAAAUUAAUCCUUUUUUUUGUAGCUGAUUAGUUAUGUUUUUUAGGUUCUUUUCUUUAAAGUCAAAAGUAUACAUGUUUUAUAUUAUUUUGUUGCCUGAUAGUAUACUUGUAUUGUCUAUGAAUGUCAAGGGCUUCCUCGUGAAUAUCUGAUGCUUAACAUUUAAAUAAACUUUCAAAUAACUAGAUGCAACACCAGUCAUUUAAAAAAA
Messenger RNA from Sander lucioperca (pikeperch), 4698 nucleotides. It is a transcript of the gene gpm6bb, whose product is annotated as glycoprotein M6Bb. Gene Ontology annotation, molecular function: structural constituent of myelin sheath. NCBI's taxonomy places the organism in Eukaryota, Metazoa, Chordata, Actinopteri, Perciformes, Percidae. The record is from RefSeq and is a predicted model, not a curated record. Bases 198 to 980 code for a protein of 260 amino acids. Gene Ontology annotation, cellular component: plasma membrane; myelin sheath. The transcript is spliced from 7 exons. Gene Ontology annotation, biological process: central nervous system myelination; axon development.